This is a messenger RNA of Funneliformis caledonium, 902 nucleotides long. NCBI's taxonomy places the organism in Eukaryota, Fungi, Glomeromycota, Glomeromycetes, Glomerales, Glomeraceae. The record is from the annotation of a GenBank genome assembly.
AUGGCAAUUUCUACAGAUCAUCAUAGACUUUCAGAAGCAAAAACAGAAUUACGAUUUAAUAAACAGGAUUUAAAUAAUCAAAUGGAAAAAAUAGUGGGCUUGGAAAUAUCUUUAGAGAUCCAAGAAAGGGAAUUUGAAAAAAUCAGGGAAGCAAGUCAGAAGUUUAUUCAAACCAAAUUGAAGAGAAGAAGAGAGAACUUGCACCUUGAUUCAAAUCAACUAGAAAUUCAACAAUUGGACACUGAUUUAAGCAUUACUUUAGGCAAGAAAAUUUUCAAGUUUAGUUUUGCCGAUUCUCGACAAGAGAAGUUGAAGGAAAAACUUUUAAAUUCUUCUCAGUCUAGAGGACAAGUUCUUAGUAGCUUGAUAAAGCUCAAAGAUAGUAGUCGUAUAAAAGGAUUGUAUGAAACUAUCGAAGUUAGAGAUGGAUGGAAUGCUUGCGCAAAACGUAUUAUCUAUACUGAAAAAGAGUUGUCGAGUUACGAGAGUCUCAAGUGGCCAAAAUCAAGGGCGGAAAAGGAUAGGAUUAAAAUCGAAAUUUCUCUAGCAAAAAGUGAAGGAGAAUUAGAAGAAUUAAAUAAUGAAACAGAAAAGCUAACGAAAGAAAUUCAACAGAAAACCGAAAUUUCUCGUUCCAUUCAUUCUCUUAGCAAACUUACAUUUCAUGAGAUUGGAGGUGAUGAUAAGCAAGAAUUUCAAAUUUACACUGAUGAUGAGCUCGAUUCAAUGGACAAAGAUACAAUACAAGGAGAGAUCGAUGAUCUUAAAGAGAAAAUACAAAAUGCCAAUCCAAAUCUAAGUGUUUUUGAAGAUUAUCGUAUUUGUGAGAAAGAGUAUUUGGCAAGUGUUAGAGAUUUUGAAGAGAUUACUUCUAAGCGUGAUGAGUGUAAAAAGGGUUGGAA